Messenger RNA from Cotesia glomerata, 11594 nucleotides. RefSeq names its product cubilin-like (gene Cubn). The record is from RefSeq and is a predicted model, not a curated record. Gene Ontology annotation, molecular function: calcium ion binding. The transcript is spliced from 50 exons. The coding region runs from base 268 to 11517 and encodes 3749 amino acids. Lineage: Eukaryota; Metazoa; Arthropoda; Insecta; Hymenoptera; Braconidae.
UCUGAUUUUUUUUUUUUUUUUUCAAAGAAGUUAUAGGCUUUUCUCAACUGUCCAAUCACUAUCAGAGUAAUAUGAUAUUGGGCGGACUUGUGAUACGCAUUUCAAGCACGCCCACAAAAAAUUGUAUUGUACUUGAUUAUUGAUUUACGAUCACACUGCAGUUUGUGACUGAUCUCAGAAACAAAAGCAUCAUUCGAAAUGUUUCUAAAAAUUUUCUAGAAAACGUUAAUUUUUUCUUUUAUGUAAUUGUGCAUACUUUCUUCAAUAAUGAACGUUAAAGUAGUGUCGUUGAUAUUGUUACUAUGUAAACCAUUGAGUAAUGCUUGGAUGGACGAAAGGCCUGUAUUGGAGUCUGUUGAUGGAAAUCUCAUUAUUUCAAGUGCAAAGGAUAGAAAUAUUACGAUAAAAAUUUUAGGACACGGAUACUUUAAUGUCGAGGAUAUCGAUCUGCUAAAAGUAGCCAUUUCGGCAAGAAGUGCCUCGUAUUUAGUCGAACAAUGGCGUGAUGGGUUUUUGAAAGAUUUAGUUGACAAAGUAAGAAAAGUAGACCAUGCAAUCAAUGGUCCCCUUGGAUUACAAAGGCGUAUGAAUAUUAUAGAAUAUGGUUCUGAUGGAUCAAAUUCUAGUUCACGAGUGCCAAGUCCUUCUGCUGAUAAUUACGAAAUCGAUGAUGCAACAAGAGUUGCUGUUCGCAGGCUUAGUGAUCGUGUUAGACGAUUAGAGGGACGAGUUCGAUCAAUCUCGUCAAAAUUGCGGCAGAAUCAAUGUUCUAGUAACCCAUGCUUAAAUGGAGGAACUUGCAUACCAAUUUACGAUGGAUUUCAGUGUCUUUGUUCUACUAAUUGGGAGGGUACCAAUUGUGCAAUAGACGUAAAUGAAUGCACAAGAUUCAUCGGCACAGAUUUAGGUUGCCAGAACGGAGCAACGUGCACAAACCUUCCUGGAUCAUACAGCUGUGCAUGCCCAUCGGGUUGGUAUGGAGUCGAUUGCACAUCGAACACAGCCGUUUGCAACGCUCAAGACUCUCACAAAUUAUGUGGUGAUCACGGUACAUGUGUGGCUACUGGUACAACCCGCGGUUACACAUGCAUCUGUGAUCAAGGAUGGAAGUCGAAUGGAGAUGACCCUGCAUGUAAAAUAGACGUGGACGAAUGUGAAGCGAGGCAUCCUCCGUGUUCGAUGCAACCAUAUGUGCCGUGCAUUAAUGUACCCGGAGACUUUUAUUGCGGUAGUUGUCCUGCUGGUUACACUGGAAACGGGCACUAUUGUGCUGAUAUCGACGAAUGCUCUACAGACAAUGGUGGUUGUAGUAUUGUGCCAAAAGUCCAAUGCAUCAAUACAAUAGGAUCAAGAAUAUGUGGGUCCUGUCCACCUGGCUAUCAAGGUGAUGGGGUUACAUGUGUGUUCAUCGGAACUUGCAGAAUCAAUAACGGAGGUUGUCACCCACUUGCUACUUGCAUCAAUAAUCCUGGAUUCAACAAUCUUCUUGUAGAGUGUCGCUGUCCUACUGGCUACCGCGGCAGUGGAAUCGGUCCUCAAGGAUGUCAACCAGGCACUGAAGUUGAUCAGGGACCUUGUGCUAGUAAUCCAUGUGCUCAUGGUCUCUGUUUACCGCACGGCCGUAGCUUUAUUUGCAGAUGUGAUCUUGGAUAUACUGGAAUUACUUGUGCUACUCCAAUUAACCCCUGUUCUCCAAAUCCAUGCAAAAAUGACGGAAUUUGCACGCUGACAGCUGAUCAACAAAUAUCAUGCGAAUGUACUGCUGCUUAUUCAGGCCCUCGGUGUGAAACUCCAAAAGAAGCUUGUGGAGGCGUAAUCCGUGAUCUAGCAGGAACUCUAACAUAUCCUCCAAAUGGUGCUACGUAUGGUCACGGUCUCAGCUGUGCUUAUAUUUUAGCAACAAAUACAUCAUUAGUUCUCAACGUUACCUUUAAACAGUUUGAUUUGGAAUCAACCCCUGGUUGUCGUCAUGACUUUCUUCAGAUACACGAUGGAGGAAACGCUGGUAGUCAUCAAAUUGGAAGAUUUUGUGGAAAAAAUUUACCGAUGAAUGGCAACAUCAUUUCUACUCACAAUAGCAUAUACUUAUGGUUCCACACGGACAGCAGCAUUUCUCGAACUGGAUUCUCCCUUCAUUGGAAUAGUAUACCACCUGUUUGUGGCGGACAUUUACACGAAAAUGAACACGGAACGAUUAGUUCACCUGGAUCACCCGGAAGAUACUCACCAAACAGAGAUUGCAUUUGGUAUAUUUCUGUUCGUACUGGAAAACGAAUUCAAUUCCACUUCUUUACUGUCAUGAUUGAGGAGCAUCCAAAUUGUGACAUGGAUUACCUUGAAAUUACCGAACCUGUUGAUGAAAGAGACGUUCGACUAGGCAUUUACUGCAAUCAUACCCACCCACCACCUCUCGUUACUUCUGGUUCUUUUGCAACUGUUCAUUUCCACUCAGAUGACCAUGGUCAAGAUUUAGGAUUUCAACUUACCUAUUCAAGCAUCGAAGGGAUGCCUGGCUGUGGAGGAGUAUAUACUGCGGAACAAGAUUUUAUUUCUUCCCCAAAUGACAAAUCAACUUAUCUGCCUAACUUGUUAUGCGAGUGGAAAAUCCAGCUACCAGUUGGUGAAAGGAUUAGAAUUACUUGGAUUGAUUUUGAUAUUGAAGAUUCAGAUCAUUGUGCAUUUGAUUCCGUUCAGAUCUAUGAAGGGCCAGAUAUGGAGUCUCCUACGUUGGGAGCACUUUGUGGCAAUAAAUUACCUGCACCGAUAGAAAUAAACUCAAAUAUUGCGCUAAUAGUAUUCAAAAGUGAUUGGAGCAAUGAAAACAUCGGUUUUAAAUUGCAAUACCAAAUUGCCUGUGGUGGAGAAUUCCACGAGCCAUCCGGAAUAAUAAAGUCGCCAUACUACCCUGAUCAUUAUCCAGGUUCUAGAACGUGUCACUAUAUGAUUGUUCAACCUCCUGGUAGAGGAAUCGUUUUGAAAAUAGUCGACAUGGAUAUUGAAGGUUCAUCAUUCGUUGACUGCUACUUUGACCACCUGGAAAUCCAUGAUGGUGAUAAUGAGAACUCAACACUUCUUGCAAAUCUUUGCGGUGAAGGAGACAAAAAACCUAGUGAACCUUUUUAUUCAUCUUUGAAUUAUAUGUAUCUUAAAUUUGAAGCUGAUGCAAGUAUUCAUGGCCGUGGAUUUUUGGCGAAUUAUACCACUGUUUACCGAAGAUGCGGGGGGAUUUUCAAAACUCCUCAUGGAGAAAUUCGUUACCCUAUGGUUCCAGAAGAGUAUGAUAAUGACGAAGAAUGCACCUGGACCAUUCAAGCACCUGCAGGACACGCGGUACAACUCACGUGGGAAUCGUUUAAUUUGGAAUUUCAUGAUAAAUGUUUAACUGACUACGUUAAACUUUUAGAAAAGUAUGAAGGAGAGGAUUAUGAAAUUGGCAGAUAUUGUGGUAAUACAAUACCGCCAAUGAUAACAUCUCAAAGUUCAUCAGUGACAUUAGUUUUCAUUUCUGACAGCUCAAUUACUUCUGGAGGAUUUGUUGCGAAAUAUUCGUUUGUUGAUGUUUCUAAAGUUUGUGGCGGGCGUUAUUUCUCUCCCAAAGGACUUCUAAGAAGUCCCGAUUACCCUAACUAUUAUCCUCCAAAUCGUGAAUGUGUAUGGAUUAUCGAAGCGCAAAAUAAAUUCCGAAUAUUGCUGGAGGUUAAAAAGUUUGAAAUUGAAUCACAUAGCUACUGUGCGUAUGAUUACUUAGAAAUUAGAAACGGGGGUUAUGAAAAUUCGCCUUUAGUUGGAAAAUUUUGUGGUAAUGAGAUACCGGGUGAAAUAAUGAGUUUCACUAAUCAACUUUACAUUAAGUUUGUUUCGGAUAGUUCUAAUGGCGAUCAAGGGUUUGAAAUCGAAUGGGAUAGCAUGACUUAUGGUUGUGGUGGUGUACUCACGGCGGCUUCUGGAGAUAUUAUUUCACCAAACUAUCCUCAUGUGUACUCAAGAUCAUCAGAAUGUACGUGGAAAAUCGCAGUAUCAGCUGGUAGUCGUGUUCAAAUAAUAAUUGUUGACCUUGAUUUGGAAGAACAUGUCCGAUGUAAUUUUGAUUAUCUUGAAAUAUCUGAAGGAGUCAAUGGAAUACGAAAAAAUGUAAAUCGAUUUUGUGGAACUACUUACCCUCCUUCCAUUGAAUUAAACAGCAAUUUAGUAACUGUACGCUUCCGAAGUGAUUUUACCAAUUCAGGACGGGGUUUUCUCAUUAAAUAUAAUACACUUUGUGUCAACAAAAUUCAUGGUUUUUCUGGAGUAAUUGAAUCACCGAAUUUCCCGGAAAAAUAUUCAUCAAGUGUUAAUUGCAGUUGGAUAAUUGAUGCGCCAAUAGGCAAUAAAAUAAACAUAACAUUUUCACAUUUCGAUCUAGAAUCAUCUUCCGAAGAAGAGUGUAAAUAUGAUUAUUUGUUGAUAAAAGAGGGAUCUGAAGGUCAAUUCAACACUCAAUUAGGAAAAUAUUGCGAUUCCAGACUACCGCCGAAAAUAACUUCAAAAGAGCCUCAAGUGUCAAUUAAUUUCCUAACCGACGAGUAUUAUGUAUACGGAGGAUUUAGAUUAGAAUGGGUAGUUGUAGGCUGUGGAGGUCACUUAAUAAGACCUAUAGGAGAGUUUACAUCACCUGGCUAUCCAGCCGCUUAUCCGGUUAAUAUAGAAUGUGAGUGGUUAAUAGAAGUAGAUUAUGGUAACAGCGUUGAAGUGUUUUUCUCAGAAGUUGAUACGGAAAAAUCAGGAGGUUGUUUUUACGAUAAAAUAGAACUUUUUGGCGGCGAAAAUGACAAAGCACCAAAACUAGCUGAAUUUUGUCAUUCUACUGUGCCAAUUAAUUAUACUAGUCCAACAAACAAAAUGUUCAUAAAAUUCAAAUCUGACAAAUCGUAUCAGGGCAAAGGAUUCUCUGCUAACUACAAAUCUGUUCCAUUGACUUGCGGCGGAGUGUUUUCAGCGGAUCAAGGAAUUAUUUUAUCAGCUAAUUAUCCGAUGAAUUAUCCACACAAUCAAAAUUGUGAAUGGCUUAUUUUUGUUGAUCGUCAUCAUGUUGUUAAUUUAACGUUUAUUGAUUUCGAUAUUGAAGAUACUACCAAUUGUACUGACGAUUAUGUGAAGGUAUUUGAUGGUCCCAGAAAAGAUUUUGAAGAAUUGGGGACAUUUUGUAAGAAUUACUUACCGCCGUCGCUCGUUUCAUCAGGCAAUCAAAUGUUGGUAGUAAUGAGAAGUGACAGUUUGAUCUCAGCGAAAGGUUUCAAAGCCCAAUUUGAACGCGCAUGUGGAGCAAAUAUAAUCGUGUCUGAACCUGGAGUCUUGUCUACUGCAUCUAAUUUACACGUACGGAAAACUGAAGGUACUAAUUGUACUUGGAUACUCAAGGCGGCUAAUCCUGCUGAUCAUAUUACCCUCACCAUCUUCCACAUGGACUUGACCAACUCCUGGAUGAACAUGGGGGAUGACUUGUGUGAAGAACAUUAUCUGAAAGUUUACGAAGGUGAUGGCUUAGAGGGACCAGUACGAGGGUCGUGGUGUGGUAGUAAAUCACCGGCGCCAAUUGUUAGUAAUGGAGAUACUUUGACACUGCAUUUGGUUUCAUCGUUUGCUAGUGAGGAUAUGUUCCAAGCAAGCUAUUCUAUCUUGAAUUCUGCGUGUGGUGGAAAUUAUUCGUCUGAAGCUGCGACAUUAUCAUCACCCUCAUAUCCAGACAGCUACCCUAUGAACGCUGAAUGCGUUUGGAUACUGAAUAGUUCACCUGGAAACCGAAUUAGUUUAACGUUUUCUGAAUUUGAUAUUGAAUCGAGUCCGAAUUGUGACCGCGAUUAUUUAGAAAUACGAGAAAAUUCCCCUUCUGGUAAAUUAUUGGGAGCAUUUUGUGGAAAUACCAUUGAUCCGAUAACAUCUAAUACAAAGUUAUGGAUCAAAUUUCGAAGUGAUUCCAGUGGAACCGGUAAAGGAUUUUUGGGAGAAUAUACUUUUAUUCAUGGUAAUGAUAUAACUGGGUCGUCUGGUGAAAUUGCUUCGCCAUUUUAUCCCCUGGCAUUUAAAAGAAGUGAUGAAGUCACCUGGAGGGUCACAGUACCUUUUGGAUCGGCAGUACGGGUUGAAUUUGAUGAUUUUCAUCUUGAAAAUUUUAACGAUUGCUACUAUUUUAGUUUCAUGAUCUAUGAUGGAUAUGAUUCUGAUGCUCCAGUUCUUAGUGAACCAUGUAGUAGUUCAAGUAACAAUUUACCAGAUUCAGUUCAGUCUUCAAGUAACGUCAUAUUCAUUAAAUUCAAUGGAGAUUAUAUGAGAGAAGGAAAUUGGUUUUAUCUUCAUUGGUAUGAAGUACCACGAGACCAAUCCUCUGAUCGUGAAGUAAUCUUGCCAGAUUGUAAUGAAAAAAUAUUUUUGAGUGGAGAAACUAAUCUCACUCAUAUCAUAACUUCACCAGGUUAUCCAACAGGAUACGAAAAUGAUCUUCAGUGUACUUGGAUAAUUACUUCCCCUCCAGGAACACAUUUGACAUUUUGGUUCAUGAAUAUUGACCUCGAAGAAUCAAAUGAUUGUGUAACUGAUUAUAUAGAUAUCUACUCAGGAUAUGUACGGACAUUACCACCACCUCCUGAAGCAAAACUUCAAGGAAGAUAUUGUAAGAGUAAUGAAUCGAGCAUCCAUGUUGAAACAGGAAAUAUUAUGACGGUUAAAUUUAUAAGCGAUGUUUACAUAAAUGCAACUGGUUUUAGAGGAAUUGUUCACAUAAAUUGUGGCGGUGAAUUGACUGGUCCUGAUGGAGAAAUUGAAUUUAACAAUGACAUCAGGAAGAAUUUGGUUCGAGCGUGGAGCUACAAGUGCAGUUGGAUUGUUCGUGUAAGACCUGGAAGAAAAAUUGAAGUUAGAAUUACUAAUAUUGCAAUCGAUAAUCCGGAUACGCAUUGCGGCAAUUAUUAUUUAAUGUUGAAAAAUGGAGAAAGCCCAGAGUCUCCACUUCUUGGCGACGGAAAGUUUUGUGGAAACACGGUACCAGAAACUCUAAUGACAACAGGAAAUAAAUUAUUCGUCAAAACAGUUGGAACUGGUACACAUGUUUCGUUCAAGCUAGAAUAUCGCGAAAUUGGAUUAGAUUGCGGUGGAACUUUUAGAUUAAAAGAUCGUAUGGAAUUUUCAUCACCUUCCUAUCCCAAUAUACCACCACCUUUCUCAGAAUGCUUUUGGACAUUUAUGGCUCCGCCAGGUGAAAGACUUUCUCUACACUUUAUUGAACGUUUUGAUCUCACUUACAGCGUUGACUGUGAAAAAGAAUACGUUGAAGUAAGAGAUGGAGGCACUGAUUCAUCGAAACUUUUGGGCAGAUUUUGUUCAGACACUGCGCCAAGUAGUCUUACGAGUACUGGAAAUAUUCUUUAUGUUCAUUUUUACACAGACGUUACUGAUCCUAAAAACGGUUUUAAAGCAACUGUUAUUCCUGGAGAAUUUUGUGGUGGCAUUAUUCGUGGAAGUGAAGGUGUGAUUUCAUCUCCUAAUUAUCCUGCAAUGUAUCCCAAAAAUCAAGAAUGCGAUUGGUUGAUAGUUGGACCCGUAGAUCAUACUUUGACUAUUCAAUUCCGGGAUCUUCAUCUUCCUGGUCUCAGAAACUGUGAAAUUACUGAUCACAUCUUUAUUGGUGAAAAGAUUGCUCACAACGAUACUGUAACAUCUAUUCGUACUAUAUGUGGAAGUCUUAAACCCGAACCAAUUGUGACAGUGUCCAACGAAGUUUUCAUUUCAUUUUUCAGUGACAAACGAAGUUAUAUAAACUAUCGAGGGUUCAGUUUAAACUUCACUGCCAGCAAAAAUAGCUGCGGUGGUGAUAUAUUUGGUAUGUCAGGAGAAAUUAAAUCAGUAGGUUAUCCAAAUCCCACUACUCGCCCUCGGUAUUGUGAAUGGCGAAUCACUGUACCUCGAGGCAAUCAAGUCCAAGUAGAAAUAGAAGAUUUAGAUCUUCCGCAAGAAGAACCUGAAAGAUCAGGGCUUUAUUUAGCAUUUUACAAUGAUUUUUACUCAAAGUCUAAGAUUUCAAUAAUACGAUCUGGACAGUUUUCUCGUACGUAUAGCAGCUCUUCAAACAUGAUGUUGAUCUCGUUUUGGAUGACCAGUGGGCAUAGGGGUCUAAAAGCUCGCUACAUUGCGGCAGCGCCAGCGCCUUGUGGUGGAAAUAUUGAUAAUUAUCACGGCAGUUUGAUUGCUCCAACAAUGGCGCCUUUUAAUCGAUCUUCAUUUUAUUGUGAAUGGGCUCUCACAGCUCCGCCUGACUUAGUACGUGAAGGCGUUAAUUCCUCAGCUACAUUAACUGUAUCAGUAACUGGAACCAUUGGCCGGUAUUCUCGCCAAGGUCGUUCGUGUAGUUAUCUAAUGAAAUCUAUCAUUGUAGCAGGUCCUGAUGAAACAGUAGGAAUGGUUUGUGGAAAUGUUUCUCAAGAGCCAUAUAUUAUUAGGAGUCCUUUACCUCUUAAUAUUAUAAAGAUUCUCAAUGGUACUUAUGGUUCAACGAUGAAUUUUGAAUUAGAAUAUUCAUGGCAAAUAUGUGGUGGAAUACUUAGAGGCCCGAGUCACAAACUCGAAGCACCAAAGAUACAACAAGACAUGACACCAGCACCAAAUAACAUUUUGUACCCCAGAGAUUGUGCAUGGCGAGCAGAAUUCGCUAACGAUGGUGGAGUUAUUCAAUUGGCCUUUACUCACCUUGAUAUGGGCAGCUGCAAUGAUAAUUAUAUUAUUGUUAGAAAUGGUGGACCUAUGUCACCGGAAGUAGGAAAGUUCUGUGGCAACGUGAUACCGAAAAACAUAACCAGUUCUUCGAAUAAGUUAUGGAUUGAGUAUCACGCUACGAAAUCACCUAGCGAUUUCCAGCUUGAAUUGAGUAGUGAUAAAUAUGGAUGUGGUGGUACUAUGCGAGGAACUCGUAAGGAACUAUCUUCUCCCAGUUUUCCAAGUCAAUAUCCCAACAAUGCUGAAUGUACUUGGGAAAUAAUUGCAGAGCCUGGUUAUCAUAUUGGAUUAGUUUUUCUUGAUAGAUUUAAUUUAGAAACAAGUACAAAUUGCUCAAACGAUUUUGUUGAAAUUUUAGAACAGGACGUGUUUAAUGCUGAUUCAUGGAAACAGUUAGGAAAAAUUUGUGGUAGGAAUAUGCCACCAACAUUUAAUGCUACUUCAAAUCGUGUAAAAGUAGUAUUCCGUUCAAAUGAAGCUGUUCAAGGAGACGGUUUUCAUGCAAAGUGGGAACGUAAUUGUGGUGGAGUUUUUGUUGCCUCAAAACAACGCCAAAUGAUUAGUUCACCAAAUUAUCCAUCCUAUUACGCUCCAAGUCUCUACUGUAAUUACACAAUCCUUGCACCGGAAGGAUACUCUGUUUUAGUGGAAUUCAUAGAUUUCCAAUUAGAAUCUAGACUUAAUUGUGAUUACGACAAUAUAAGUAUUACGCGUAAUGAAUUUGGAUGGUAUGACUCAGAAUCUGUUUGGUGUGGCACUAAUCCACCACCAGUCCAGCAUACCGACCAUGCAGUGGAAAUUAUUUUCCGAACUGAUAAAUUUAUUCAAAAACGAGGUUUUCAGUUCUUGUAUUUCAUAAAUGAAUGUGGAGGUGAAUUAACAAAAGAGGGAAUAAUAGAACCACCAACUUCUAAAGAUUCGCUAACGUACUUCGGAAAACUUAAUUGCACUUGGAUUAUCCAUGCUCCAGAUGAUAAAAGUGUAGUUUUAAGAUUUGAAAUGUUUGAAUUGGAAUAUACUUCCAGAUGUUACUUCGAUAAUUUGAUGGUUUACGAAGGUUCGCUACUAGAUAAUGAAAAACUAUUAGCUACUCUGUGUGGUAACUUAACAGAUUCAUUGCCAGUAAUUAAAUCUGUUGACAAUGCUAUAGCAGUUAAUUUUAAUUCCAAUGAAGAUAAACACUUUAAAGGAUUCAAAAUUGCGGUUUUGUUUACGAAAAAUGAAGCAGGUGGUUGUGGUGGAAAAAUAGACUUGAAGUCUUCCCACACUUGGAAAACACAAAAGGGAGUCACUUAUGAUCCAUUAGAAGAUUGUUUGUGGACUGUUUCUGUUCCUUCUGGUAAAAACAUUAAAAUGACCAUCAUAAGCAUGGAUCUUAAGAAUAAUUCGAAUAAAACAUCAUCAAUAUAUGGUGGCGUAUGUACUGGAGAUUUCUUAGAGGUACGUGACGGUAUAGGUCCUUUCGCUGAACUGCUCGGAAGAUUCUGUGGGAAUACUGUUCCACAGCCAAUUGUUUCUUCGAUGAAUCACUUAUGGAUCAGAUUUUUCAGUGAUGCCGAGUUCCAAGGAUCUGGAGUGACGGCUAGUUUUGACAUAAUCGAUUCUCCUUGUGGUGAGACAAUGAUAUCAAUAGUAAAUGCUUCAAAAUUAAUAACAUCACCUGGGUAUCCUGCUGAUUAUACUUUGGGUCUUCGAUGCAAAUGGAUUGUAAAAGCACCACAUGGUCAUGAUAUUCAUAUUCAUUUUGUAGAUGUUGACAUGGAAGAUUCUGAAAGUUGUUCUGGAGAUCGAUUACAGAUUGUGGAUCAAAUGAACAAUCAACAUAUAAGUCAAGAUUUCGGCGAAGAUUUUGUUUACAGUGGAAAAAGUAACCAACGUCAUUUGCUUAGAUUAGGAAGACAUCAUCCGAUGGCAGCGUUCACAUUUUGUUCGAAAUUUGAUGCAUAUGAUUAUUACAGUGGAGGAAGUGAACUAGAAAUAAACCUUAAAUCUACAACUGAUCAUCCGGAAAAACGAAGAAAAUUCAAGCUCGAUGUUGGAUUAUCUGAUUGUAAUCGUAAUUAUACAAGCCCUCAGGGCAGAAUUAUACAUCAAGGAUUCACCGAUUGCUGGAUUAAUAUAGAAGUACCACCUGGAAAUACAAUUUCAUUAUAUUUCAACAAUUUGAGACUUUUCGAUAUGUCUGAAUGUACACGAAGUUACUUACAAAUUCACGACGGUGGCUUUAAUGCUCCAUUACUUGCAACAUUGUGUGGCAUGCAAGUACCGUCACCGAUUUUUAGUACCUCAAAUAAGUUGAGUUUGCAUUCUUUAUCGGAACGUGGUGUCACUUGGGAGAGUUAUGAUAUUUUGUAUACAUCAACUGAUAAGGGACGUGGAUGCGGAGGAAAAAUUUACAAUUAUGUUGGUCGAUUCACAUCACCAAUGUAUCCAAAUAAUUAUCGUAAUACCAGUGAAUGUACUUGGGAUUUGAGUGUCCCCCGUGGUUUUAAAAUUGUCCUCGAUUUCCUCGUUUUUGAUUUAGGGGCAAGCGACUGUGCAACUGAUUAUAUUACUAUAACUGACCUUUCAGGUAAUUUGGAACGAACAACAACAUAUUGUGGAAAAGAAAAUCCUGCUAAAUUCGAAGCAUUGUCGAAUCAAGUAAAGGUUACUUAUCAUACAAGUCCAAAUAAUGGCGGUAGCGGAUGGGUCAUUGUUUUUGUGGGAGUCGAACAUUCGUUUACAGAUGAUGGACCCGACGGACCUCAUAUGGAAGCAAGAUUCUAUGAUUAAUUCUUUUACGUUAAUUUAUUAGUUAAAUAAGUUGAAAUCUGUGUAAAUAAUUUCGGUAAUAAAGGCAAGUUUAACUA